AUGAGCUGGCUGAGAAGAGGUGCAAUGCUGUCCUCGCCUCUCACGUCGUUGCUGCUUCGCGCGCCGCCGCGCGUUGGAUCGGCGCCGAGACCCGUCGCGGCGUCACUCGCGCGCGGAGUCUCCGCGUCGAUUGGAGGCUGCGCCCGUCCCACCGCCGCCACCGACGCGUUCUCCGCGCGGCGGGGAUUCGCGGGCGCGGCGGCGCGUCGACCCGCGAGGUCCCUCACGACGAUGGGCGCGGCGACCAAGAGGGCCGGCGGCAAGGCGAAGGGCGGCGCCGGGGGCAGGGGUAAGGGUUCCGGGGCGAAGGCCCCAGCGGCGAAGCCGACGCGUCCGGGUCGGAAGGGCGUCGGACCGCCCGCGAGGAGGGGAUUGAAGAACAGGCUGAAGGACCAGGCGCAGAAGUCGGCGUCGCGAAUCCAGCCCGACUGGGGCGACGACGACGACGACGACGACGACGAGCUCGCGGCGUUCAACGAAGACGUGCCGGACGUCGACCCCAGCUCACUGGGCGACUUCGACGACGACGACGACGACGAUGACGGAGGCAUCUACGAUGACGACGACGACGACGAGGGCGACGGCGGCUACUACGACGACGACGAGGACGAGGACGCGCCCGGGGCUGCCACGACAGCGGGUCUCUCCAUGGACGUGGACGAUGCCAUGUUCAAGUUCAUACCCGAGGAGGAGAGGGAGGCGGCCAAAGCCGCGUACCUACGCAUGGCGGCGGGGGGCGGAGGAGGACGGUCCGCCGAAGCCGGGGCGGAUGAUGACGACGAGGACGAGGACGACGCGAGGGAGGUUUUCGCCGAGGAGGACAUCGAGGACGACCUCUACCUGACGGACGAAGCCGACGGUCUGACCCAGGCCACCGUCCAGCAGGCCAAGGGCGCCAUCGUCAAGUCCGUCCGCUUCAUGCAGGCGUGCGUGAGGGUGAAAGACUGUCCGCCGCCCAAGCACCCCGAGGUGGCCGUCAUCGGCCGGUCCAACGUCGGCAAGUCGUCGCUCGUGAACAUGCUCACCAACCGUAAGGACAUCGCCAAGACGUCCAAGAACCCCGGCAAGACGCGCACGAUCAACCACUUCGAGAUGAUCACGGGCGACGGGACGUGGUACUUCGUCGACUUGCCCGGGUACGGCUUCGCCAACGCCCCGGAGGAGGCUCGGCGCAAGUGGGCGGAGUUCACGCGCGAGUACCUCUUGGGCCGGCCCAACUUACUGUCCGUGAUGCUGCUGAUCGAUUCCACGGUCAAGCCGCAGCGGCUGGACCUGGAGUGCCUCGAGUUUCUCGGCGAGAACAACAUCCCGGUAACCGUCGUGUUCACGAAGGUUGACAAGAAGCGAAAGGUCAAGAGCGGGAAGCGCGCCAACCCGGAGGAGAACGUCGAGGCUUUCUGCCGCGAGGUGAGCGAGUACUGGGACGAGCUGCCGCCGAUGAUCUUCACGUCGAGCAAGACGGGCGACGGAAAGCAGGCGGUGCUGAACCACGUCGCGACCCUCAGGCAGUUCUUCAGGGAGGGGAAGAAGGGCAAACCAAAGAACAAGUUCCUCGAGGACGUCCUAAAGGCGAAGGAGGAGGGCGCGGGCGAUUGA
Micromonas commoda is the source of this 1596-nucleotide messenger RNA. RefSeq lists its product with no specific name. NCBI's taxonomy places the organism in Eukaryota, Viridiplantae, Chlorophyta, Mamiellophyceae, Mamiellales, Mamiellaceae. Bases 1 to 1596 code for a protein of 531 amino acids. The record is from RefSeq and is a predicted model, not a curated record. The transcript has a single exon. Gene Ontology annotation, molecular function: GTP binding.